Messenger RNA from Gekko japonicus, 1776 nucleotides. RefSeq names its product NAD(P) dependent steroid dehydrogenase-like (gene NSDHL). Gene Ontology annotation, biological process: steroid biosynthetic process. The transcript is spliced from 8 exons. The coding region runs from base 165 to 1202 and encodes 345 amino acids. Lineage: Eukaryota; Metazoa; Chordata; Lepidosauria; Squamata; Gekkonidae. Gene Ontology annotation, molecular function: 3-beta-hydroxy-Delta5-steroid dehydrogenase (NAD+) activity. The record is from RefSeq and is a predicted model, not a curated record.
GGUCUGCUGUCAGGAAGCCGUGCCGGUUUCGGGGCUUGGGUCUGCUUGCUCGAAGUCUGGGGGUUGCUGCGAUUUCUUCCCGUUAGGAGGGAUCUGAACCCAGAAAGGCAACUGAAGAGUUAGUAGUGCUCAGCAUCCGUUGCACAGUCCUCAGUCUCCUAGCCAUGGCCACACGACUGAGGCCGGCCUUUAAGAAAUGCAUGGUGAUAGGUGGCUCCGGGUUCCUGGGUCAGCACCUGGUGGAGCGCCUCCUGGAGAAAGGCUACUCAGUCAAUGUGUUUGAUAUCCAGAAAGCCUUUGAGAAUGACCAGGUGCAGUUCUUCUUGGGAGAUCUCUGCAGCAAGGAGGAUCUGCUUCCGGCACUGCAAGGGGUGACUGUGGUAUUCCACUGCGCUUCACCGGCCCCUUCCAGCAACAACCGAGAGCUUUUCUACAAGGUCAAUUACUUAGGGACAAAAGCGGUCAUUGAGGCUUGCAAAGAAGCUGGCGUCCAGAAACUGGUGUUGACCAGCAGUGCCAGCGUCGUCUUCGAGGGCACUGACAUCAAGAACGGAACCGAAGACCUCCCGUAUGCAAAGAAGCCCAUAGACUACUAUACGGAGACCAAGAUUCUGCAGGAGAAGGAAGUUCUGGGUGCCAAUGAUCCAGAGAGGAAUUUCUUCACUGCCGCGAUUCGCCCCCAUGGCAUCUUUGGCCCGCGGGAUCCCCAGCUGGUUCCCAUCCUUGUCCAGGCAGCCCAGGAUGGCAAGAUGAAGUUCAUGAUUGGAGAUGGGAAGAACUUGGUGGAUUUCACAUUUGUGGAAAACGUGGUCCAUGGACACAUACUGGCUGCAGAGCAACUUCAGAGAGACUCUUCCCUCUGUGGAAAGGCGUUCCACAUCACGAAUGAUGAGCCGAUCCCCUUCUGGGAAUUCAUGUCUCGGAUCCUGACAGGCCUGAAUUAUGAAGCUCCCAAGUACCGCAUCCCCUACUGGCUGGCUUACUACCUGGCCCUCCUCCUGUCCCUGAUCGUGUUGCUGCUGAGCCCCCUGGUCACCAUCAACCCCACUUUCACCCCCAUGCGGGUGGCGCUCGCUGGCACGUUUCACUACUACAGCUGCGAGCGAGCCAAGAGGGACAUGGGCUACAAGCCCCUGGUCAGCCUGGACGAAGCCGUGGCAAAAACCGUCAAGAGCUACCCACACCUCCGCCGUGCCAAGUAGCUAUCGAAGGCCUAAGAGUGCAUCAGCAGAAUAUCACCACGCUGGGCCCUUGACUUUUCCUCUGGCCUCUCCUUUGGAGGCCACCAUCUGGAAUGACUUUAUACCGUGAAUUGCCUGUGAUUGAUUUGCCGUGACCAGCAUCUCACAAACUGUGACUACCCCAAUGGAGGUUCAGUUGCCAUAAACCUGCAGCGUGACCAACUACCAGCCUCCCUGCCAUGUCUGGGUGCUUUCCUACUCUGAGUAUCCCUUGCCUUUUCAGAGGGCAGGUAUAGUUUCUGUUUCUUGCACUGUUUGGGGCUGGCACCAUUACUUUCCCUUCCAGAACAAGGUUGCCCUUGGAGCAAAGGGGUGAAUCUGUGCCCAGAUGCCAUCGAUAGGUAUCCAUCUCAUUUUGACGUCAACAACUGCAAGGAAUUCAUUUGGCCUGAAUCAGUAGACUUAUGGCUCAUUCUGCCUGAAACACUGACUCUACAAGAACUUUGCUUGUUAACUAACAGGAUUAACAAGGUUUAUCCACGUAACCGCAACCAAAAGGAAAAUGACUUUGGGUGAGGUCUCCCCAAUAAAAAUC